CUCAGCACGUUGCGAAUGCCAGAGUGGCUCUCUCUUUCUCUUUCUCUGUGACGUUAUCUCUCUCUCAUCUUGUUCUAUUCUCUUCCCUUCCCUGUGUCAAUUUUGUAAACCCAAUCAAUCAUUCGCAACUGUAGAAUCGUCGAUUCCUUCCUUCUCAAACUAAAAUUACAUAGGGUUUUGGCCUCUGUUUCCGAAUUCUGGUAGAGGAUGGCGUGUAGGGGGUUUUGGGAGUGCCUUUUGAAGCUUUUUAACUUCAUAAUGACCUUGAUUGGUCUCACCAUGGUGGGAUAUGGGAUCUAUCUGCUGGUUGAAUUCAUCAAAGCUUCAGGUAGUGAUGAUGACACACCGGCGGUUUCUCCGGCUAGCGAUGAUCAAGCCCUAAUUCAACUUGGUCGACCGAUGCUUUUGGCGGUGUCUCUAUCUGAGAGCAUUUUUGAUAAGUUGCCCAAGGCUUGGUUUAUUUACUUAUUUAUUGGUAUUGGAGUAGUUCUCUUUGUUAUUUCUUGUUUUGGUUGUAUUGGAGCGGGGAUGCGGAAUGGAUGCUGCUUGUGCUGUUAUUCGAUUCUUGUGGCGUUGUUGAUCUUAGUCGAGCUGGGAUGUGCAGCCUUUAUAUUCUUUGACAAAAGCUGGAAAGAAGUAGUUCCAUCAGACAAAACUGGAGAUUUUGAUACGAUAUAUGAAUUUCUGAGAGAGAAUUGGAAUAUUGUGAAAUGGGUUGCUCUUGGGAUUGUUGUCUUUGAGGUCCUUCUUUUCUUGUUAGCCCUUAUUGUUAGGGCCUCAAAUAGACCAGCAGAUUAUGAUAGUGAUGAAGAGUUCAUCAAUCCAAGGCAGCAAGCUCGGCAGCCAUUGCUCAACCGACCAGCAGGUCCAGCAACAGGCCCCCCAGCUUCUGGGACACUUGAUCAGCGCCCAAGCAGAAAUGAUGCAUGGAGUACAAGGAUGAGGGAGAAGUAUGGGCUUGAUACUUCAGAAUUUACAUACAACCCAUCCGAGUCACAAAGGUUCCAGCAAGUAAAUGCACCUCCAACUGAAGAAAGGAGUCGCUGUACCAUCAUGUAAUCACUUUGUGGAUGCUAUUCAAAGCCAUGGCAGAUUGACUUUCUAUUAUUAUUUUUGUGGUCAAUGCCUUUGAGACUGGAAAUUUGUUGGAAAAAAUCUCUGUUGCUGAGUUUUUGUACAACUCGCAUAUUACUGGAUAAUAUGACAUUGGCAACAUCAUGUUCAUUUUAUAUUGGGUGUAAUAUUGUGUUGUGUCAUCUGGGUUUAUUUUGGCGUUGCUUAUGUUGUUUAGGAUUAGGUGAUAGGGGGUGAUGAUGGUUAGAAUCUCCAUUUAAGAAGACAUGGAUUCAAAUUUACAUGGACAGUAAUUUUUUUUUGUCAA
Molecule: messenger RNA, 1381 nt
Organism: Lotus japonicus
Lineage: Eukaryota; Viridiplantae; Streptophyta; Magnoliopsida; Fabales; Fabaceae
Product: tobamovirus multiplication protein 2A-like
Exons: 7
Coding region: 208-1059 (283 amino acids)
Cellular component (GO): membrane
Source: RefSeq, a predicted model, not a curated record